Molecule: messenger RNA, 1393 nt
Organism: Cervus elaphus (red deer)
Lineage: Eukaryota; Metazoa; Chordata; Mammalia; Artiodactyla; Cervidae
Gene: C20H1orf141
Product: chromosome 20 C1orf141 homolog
Exons: 8
Coding region: 280-1044 (254 amino acids)
Source: RefSeq, a predicted model, not a curated record
UCCGGCAGAAAACAGUUACCAGAGCCAGAAGAGAGAAGAAAGUAGGUGCGGUUUGGGGAGGCGGAGGCGUUGAAAGUUUAGAAGCUAAAAUUUGUAUGGAACUGGAAAGCGAAAUAAGAAACGCAUGCUUUUAUUAAGUCUUAGGCCCUUUUCCUCCCCAGCCGAUAACAGAACUUUCUCCCCCCGGGGAUCUGGCUGAGGAGGGACUGAGCCCGAGGCGUCCCUGUCACGCUGGGUUGCGGAGUUGCUCCCAGAAGGUUUCCCAGGAAUUUACUGACAAUGGCAGAAAGAGUCUUAGAGAAGUUGGAUAUUCUUGAUGAGCAAGCAAAGACCCUCUUGGCCACAAGAGCAAAGAAAAACUGCCUUCAGAGUCAAGUAAAGAGAAAGAUUUCAGUGAUAUCCCUGACGUUUGAUUUCCAGUUGGAACUUGAAAAGGAUAUUGCUACCUCCAUGUCUAAGACAAACUCAAAGAUCACAACAGACAGAUCAUAUGGCACUAAAAAACCAAAAAGAUCUGUCUCCUUCAAAAAUAUGCCUGAACCUAAAAAAAGUGAUUUUCAAAACUCAAAUUUAAGACCACCCUUUUUGCCAACAAACAUAAAAACUCAGGAAAUCAAGUCAAUAGAGCCAGUAGAAGAAUAUCUAAAAUCAAGAUCUAUUAGAUCUUUUCAUUAUCUUAAGGAUAUACCUGAGACAGAGUAUGCUAAGCCCUUCCAGGAAUUAUAUUCACAGCAUAGACCCCAAUGUAGAAGAACAUCGGGUUCUACAGUCUUUUCUUCUGUACCCAGCAAUCAGUCUAAUGCAUAUAAGAAGGAAGACUCUAUUUACAGAAUAAAAUCUUCUUCUGAUUUCAAUGAUUUUGGUACAAAAGAAAAUGAAUCCAUCAGAAAUGAUCAACUAAAUGAGUAUUCAGUAAGACAGAAAAGCCUGCUCCCAUUGUGCUUUGAGGAUGAACUGAUAAAGCCAGAUGCCAAGAUAAUCGACGCUAGUCUGAUAAAGACAGUAACUUCUCACCCGUUGAAGUGUAUUUCCCUACUCCACUGAGGUGGGCUUGGUCGUGGGACUUACUUUAACCAAUAGAAUGUGAGCAGAUGUGACUCAGAAGAUUCAGCUUUGCUCUUCUUGCUCCUGUCCUCCACCAUGAGAACAGCAUGUCUCAAGUAGUGGUCAUUCUUGAAUCCGGGUCCACUAUGAGAAGACAUUUGCAAACAAGGCAAGUUGAAUCCUACAAAGGCCAGAAGAGCCUCAACCAACCCAUAGCCCUCAUGUAACAUGAUCAAGAAAUAAGUUUUUUAUAUCGUUGGUCACUAAGAGAAGGAAAUGUCAACCCGCUCCGGUAUUCUUGCCUGGAGAAUCCCGUGGACAGAGGAGUCUAGUGGGCUGCUGUCCAUGG